This is a messenger RNA of Rasamsonia emersonii CBS 393.64, 1026 nucleotides long. RefSeq lists its product as uncharacterized. Bases 1 to 1026 code for a protein of 341 amino acids. NCBI's taxonomy places the organism in Eukaryota, Fungi, Ascomycota, Eurotiomycetes, Eurotiales, Trichocomaceae. The record is from RefSeq and is a predicted model, not a curated record. The transcript has 4 exons.
AUGUCUUACCCACUCGGAAAUUCCGGGCAACCUGAACGCAUGGAAAACUACUUGGAAAGUGUAGACCCUCAUUGGGCCGGCGCAGAGACAUCUCCCUUUGUCGGCGAAGUCUCUCAUCCCUACACGACGGCUCAUGGUUCUGCUGCGGCUCUGACCCCGAUCAGCGUCGCCGAUAGCUCAUUCCUCCCGCCCAGACCCAGUCCGGUCCUGAGUCAUCACUCGCAGGAGUAUCAAUACCCAGCUAUCGACGACUCUGUCGCCCGUCACGGGUUGGGCAUCACCACUCCGUACCAAGGGCAAUUUGUCCAGGCGACCCCCUUCGAGUUUGGCUAUCCCCCUGGAGCAGCCGAGUUUGGUGGUUACGGCUCCGAACAUGGUCUUGAUUCUCCUCAACCGCCCCGAUCGAAACGGCCACGUCGGCCCACCAGAACGACACCGCCGAUGCGAUACUCCCCAGUCAGAAUUCUUCCUCAUCCUGCCGGGCUGCAGCGUUUAGAACAGGAGCGACGCCAGAGUCAGGGGAACGAUUCUCCGCAGCGGGAGCCGCAGCGGCCGCGGGCCUCAGGCAGAGGUCGACGAGAUCCCCAGGCGGAAGAGGAGGAUGCCUACGUCGAGAGUCUACGCCAGCAAAAUCUGUCAUGGAAGGUCGUUGCCGAGAUGUUCCGGGAGCGAUUCAACAAAGAGUCGACCGAAGCACGGCUACAGAUGCGGAUGCUCCGAAGGCGAAAGAGCGCGGCCGCAUGGCAUGAGGCUGAUAUUCCUCUACUCCUCGAAGCUCAUGAAUAUUGGCAAAACGAGAAAUACAAAAUCAUCGCAGCGAAGCUACAAGAACUGGGGGCGACACGGACAUACACAGAACAACAAUGUGAAUCCCAGCUACGGAUACUCCUCGCGGGGGGGACGGAGGAGGAGACCAAUAUCCCACCACCUCCACCUCCUCCACCACUUCCUCCUCCUUCUCAAUCACCGGAUUCUCAACGCCCGGCAAAACGAAAACGUACACUAGAAGUUACAGAAGACCAAUGA